GACAAAAAGUUAAUCUUCGAAGUGCUAAAAAGUAAGUUAUUUACACCCCAACUGAGCAUGAAUCUUGUGUAACCUCGGUGCAGGCCUUUACAGAUAAAAAGCUAUUAUACUUUUAGACCACGCCCAUUCCAGAAAUUAUGGUUAACCGAAACAAAAAUUUUCUUUUCUAUUGUACAUACUUGGUACAUCACAAUACUUCAAUUUAUCUUUUUCCCUUUUACUCAGGACCCUCAGGACCCAUUAAAAGGGAUACUCAUAUAAUUCAUUUUAAAGAGAUAUUUCGGUGAAAUUAUUAAUAAAAGAACUACAAAAUGAGGAUCCGUACUCUUUUGUUGUUAUUCCUCAUCCGAGUAUUCUGUGCCAAAGGCCAGGCAGGGACUACCCAGGAAAUCUCCUCUGAGGACAAAUUAAUUCUAAGAAAAAUGUGCGACUCUACACUACAAAUUGAAUGUUUAACGGGCAACACAGGAUAUCCACAAAAGUCGGAAAUUUUCUACAAAAGGAACUUAAAGGACUGUCAUGAGCGCCUUAGAGACAAUACCUUCCUCUGGAUUGAUUACCAAUAUUUCAAGCAACUCGAGCAUUUACCCUCGCAUACACACAUUUAUGUGCGCAAAAUUGCAGAUUAUACGUUGAAUUUGGAAAACCAGAGAGAGUUAACGGAGCUGACUAAGAAGAAACUUGUCCUGUUGGAAUUGGAACCAAAAGCCCUGAAUCCCGUAAAAAUUACACAAGGACGAGUUUGGCAAAGGCAAAGACUGCCACAUAGGAGAAUCUAUCCAUACUACAAAAACGACAUCGACGGCAAAAUCACGAUUAACGAUCACAGAACAACUUGUCUGGAUUUUGGAGGAUACAUCAGAGUCCAGGAGAGAGGCAAAACUGACAUGAAAGAACUUAAGUCGUCGCUAUGUUACAAAACACUUAAAGAGUUGACUGUUUCAAACGACAUCAUCAACAAAGCCAAAAAAUCCAACGUGCUGUCUGGUAGGAGGGAAAUUGUUAUCUCAGAAGCUGUGGUUGUUAUUAUGGUGCAGAAGAGCGACGGCGUUGCUUUCCCAAUCACACUCAAAGCGCUCGUGAAGGAGGAAAAACUCGCGGUAGAAUCAUUGAAACCAAAACUGAAGAGAUAUUGAAACAUCAAACCCGCGCCCUUUAUUCUUUUUGUUGUGAUAUUUCCUGAACAUUCAAUUUGAGAUUUAUUUAAAAAUUAUUUUCAACAUUUAUUUUAAUUUAAUACUUACACUCCUUAUACUACGUAAUUUUUAUUUGUAAUAAAUACUCUCGGAACUUCACAAA
Messenger RNA from Phlebotomus papatasi, 1299 nucleotides. RefSeq lists its product as uncharacterized. The coding region runs from base 312 to 1136 and encodes 274 amino acids. Lineage: Eukaryota; Metazoa; Arthropoda; Insecta; Diptera; Psychodidae. The record is from RefSeq and is a predicted model, not a curated record. The transcript has 5 exons.